This is a messenger RNA of Racocetra fulgida, 726 nucleotides long. NCBI's taxonomy places the organism in Eukaryota, Fungi, Glomeromycota, Glomeromycetes, Diversisporales, Gigasporaceae. The record is from the annotation of a GenBank genome assembly.
AUGUCGCGUCUUUUAAAACAGCAGGAACAGCGUCAGACGGUUAUUGAUGGAAAAGAAAAUGUGGUGUCUUUCAAAACAUCAACUGUAAAAAAUAACAAAUCAACAACUUCUAGCAUUGUUACCAAUAAAACACCUCAACUUAAGACAGUUGUCACGGCUCAACAAGCGAGAACGCCUGUAAAUGCGUUGCGCAACAAAACCAAUAAAACACCUCAACUUAAGACAGUUGUCACGGCUCAACAGGUGAGAACGCCUGUAAAUGCGUUGCGCAACAAAACCAAUAAAACACCUCAACUUAAGGCAGUUAUCACGGCUCAGCAGGCGAGAACGCCGGUAAGUGCGUUGCGCGACAUAACCAAUAAAACACCCCAACCUAAGACAGUCAGGCUUAAUAAAGAUGGAUAUCAUGACACGCCAGCAGUCACAAAGCAACAAAAAAAUUCAAAAGGCAUGUUAAAGGAUCGAAUAGUGAAAAAAAGCACACUAAAAGAUAAUCUAAAAGAAGAAGAUGACGUGCCCGAAAUAGAAUAUUGUCCAUCUCCAAUCGAAGAACUACCCUACGAACCAUUGGAUGAAGAUCUUAAAUUCGAUUGGGAUGCAUUACGACACCCGCCUAGUGUUACUGCGUACGAGUUUGAAAAUAUAAAAUAUGAUGAACUACCAUUUCCAGAGAUUAAUCCAGAUGAUUAUAAGUCCAGAGAGGUCAUUGAUGAUUAUGGCAAGUAA